Messenger RNA from Penicillium chermesinum, 384 nucleotides. RefSeq lists its product as uncharacterized. The record is from RefSeq and is a predicted model, not a curated record. NCBI's taxonomy places the organism in Eukaryota, Fungi, Ascomycota, Eurotiomycetes, Eurotiales, Aspergillaceae. Bases 1 to 384 code for a protein of 127 amino acids. The transcript is spliced from 2 exons.
AUGUCCGACUCCUCUCCGCGCUACUGGCGCGGCCAGCCAGGCGACCGUCAUGAACACGGUAAUGUCUGGGUGCCCGGUGGUCCAAAGUCACCCACUACAAAGGCCCCAUGGGCUCCAACGCCAGAAAUGAUCGCUGCCCGCCGUGAAUCCGAUGCCUCCGCCUCCUCAGCCGGUGCAGCCACCAACGAACCGUACCUCCCGACGCUGUCUGAGCGACGCCGCUCAAGCGCCUCCUCGGGGACCCAGCUAUUCUCGAACCUGCAUACGCAGAAGCGGGAGUCGACGGAUCCGGAUGCGGCGGCGCGCAGAAAGAGUUAUUCGGAGCAGCUGGCGAAGGGAGGGAUGUUUUCGAAGCUUUGGGAUGGGUAUACGCGCGGAAAGUAG